Molecule: messenger RNA, 919 nt
Organism: Phialemonium atrogriseum
Lineage: Eukaryota; Fungi; Ascomycota; Sordariomycetes; Cephalothecales; Cephalothecaceae
Product: histone-fold-containing protein
Exons: 3
Coding region: 331-762 (143 amino acids)
Biological process (GO): heterochromatin formation
Cellular component (GO): chromatin; nucleosome
Molecular function (GO): structural constituent of chromatin; protein heterodimerization activity; DNA binding
Source: RefSeq, a predicted model, not a curated record
AGCCUCUUCCCCAAAACUGCGCUUCGGGUAUUUGUCGGCAACCGUACCUUUCCCUCCCCCCCGUGGCCUGGCCCGCUCUUUUGUGUUUUUUGUGGAGCGAGAUUACUGGGGGGAGCAUCAAAUACGGACAGCCUUCUGAAUUUUCGACUCACCAACACCAAACAUUUCGACGGAAGCCUACUAAAGCAUCCAUAAAAUCCACAACCUCCGCCGAAACAAACUCCGUCGCGUUACAAGCAUCGACUCUGGGCAUCCGCUAGACUUUUGGGCCAAAUUUCAACGCCUCGUUUUAUCUCGAAACCCCUCGCGCACCCCCUGAUAACAUCAACAAUGGCUGGCGGAAAGGGCAAGUCAUCCGGUGGCAAGAGCUCGGGCGGCAAGACGUCGGCGGCAGACCUUCCCAAGAAGCAACAGAGCCAUUCUGCUCGCGCCGGACUUCAGUUCCCCUGCGGUCGUGUCAAGCGUUUCCUCAAGCAGAACACCCAGAACAAGAUGCGCGUCGGCGCCAAAGCAGCAGUCUACGUCACAGCCGUUCUGGAGUACCUCACCGCCGAGGUCCUCGAGUUGGCAGGGAACGCGGCCAAGGAUCUCAAGGUCAAGCGCAUCACGCCUCGACAUUUGCAACUGGCCAUCCGUGGUGACGAGGAGCUUGACACGUUGAUCCGUGCCACCAUUGCCUUCGGAGGUGUCCUCCCGCAUAUCAACCGUGCACUGCUACUCAAGGUUGAGCAGAAGAAGAAAGCCAAGGCGCAAGAGUCGUGAUCACUUUCUGUCCGCGACGUCAACAAACACUUUUUUCCCUCUCGAUUUUUCUUUUGGUACGAGUCUCGACGCGUUGGUAAUCGACGGUAUGGGAUAUGUGGGGCCGGGUCUGUUUCUUUGCGCGAUUCGAUGCAAUGCGGUCUGUCUUUGUCGGAAG